Messenger RNA from Danio aesculapii, 5060 nucleotides. RefSeq names its product membrane-associated guanylate kinase, WW and PDZ domain-containing protein 1-like. NCBI's taxonomy places the organism in Eukaryota, Metazoa, Chordata, Actinopteri, Cypriniformes, Danionidae. Gene Ontology annotation, cellular component: cytoplasm. The transcript has 15 exons. Gene Ontology annotation, molecular function: protein binding. The annotation marks the transcript as partial. The record is from RefSeq and is a predicted model, not a curated record. Gene Ontology annotation, biological process: signal transduction.
UCUGACGGUCUUGGUGUCGGUCUCUGUGCUUCUCUCAGUCAUAUUAACCGUAAGACGCAGUACGAGAACCCGGUUCUGGAGGCGCGGAGGAAGAAGCAGCUGGACAGCCAACGCUCUCCUGAAGGCGGACGCUACAUCAGAGAGUGGAUAGAGGAACACUCGUCUGCCGGCGCCACCAUCGGCUCCUAUGUGCCCAGUCAUCUGGAGACGUACAGAGACCCGCAGAGUCUCUCAGCUCCACAAGCCCCGGGGCCCAAACGAGGAAAGCCUUUCUUCACUCGUAACCCAGCCGAGCUGAAGGGGACGUUCAUUAGCACUAAGCUGCUGAAGAGCAGACGGGGCUUCGGCUUUACUGUAGUCGGCGGAGACGAGCCGGACGAGUUCUUGCAGAUCAAGAGUCUAGUGCUGGACGGACCCGCCGCAGUGGACGGAAAGAUGGAGACAGGUGACGUCAUCGUCAGUGUGAACGACACGAUCGUGUUGGGAUACACUCACGCUCAGGUGGUGAAGAUAUUCCAGUCCAUCCCCAUCGGCUCCAUGGUCCAGCUGGAGCUAUGUCGCGGAUACCCUCUGCCGUUCGACCCCGAUGACCCCAACACCAGUCUGGUGACCUCAGUGGCCAUCCUGGACAAGGAGCCCAUCAUCGUCAACAGUCAGGAGGGCUUCGAGCCGCUGCCCGGGCUGACGGUUCAGAUGGCGCCCGGUGUGGGAUCGGUGGGUGUGGCUCCGGGUCUGGAACCCGUCCCGUACAGUGCCACGCCGGAGGACACGCUCCUGGUGACGGCGGACAGCUGCCUGGCCUACUCCAGCGAUGUGGUCACCCUUGCCUCAGCCAUCGCCACCCAGCCGGAGCUCAUCACCGUACACAUCGAGAAGGGCGACAAAGGCUUCGGCUUCACCAUCGCAGACAGCCUGAUUGGCGGAGGACAGAAAGUGAAGCAGAUUGUGGAUUACCCACGAUGCCGAGGGCUGAAGGAGGGCGAUAUCCUGCUGGAGGUGAACAAGAGGAGCGUGCAGGGUCUGAGCCACAACCAGGUGGUGGAUCUGCUCAGCAAAUGCCCACGCGGAGGAGAGGUCACCAUGCUGGUGCAGAGAGGAGUCCUGCAGCCCAAGAGGAGUCCCAAAAUCCUGCAGCUGGAGCGUAAAGACAGUCAGGGCAGCUCUCAGCACAGUGUGUGUAGUCACCGCAGCAAACACACAGACUCUCCGGGCCGUCAGGAGCCCUCGGGCCCCCAGGAACCACCCUCCGUCCCCCCGCCACCCACCCAGCCGUUGCCCGUCCUGCCAGCCUUCGAGGGCCCCGGACCCAACGGGACGCUGCAGAGGAAGCCGGACCCCUUCAAGAUCUGGGCGCAGUCCAGGAGCAUGUACGAGAGCCGCUUGCCGGACUCUCAAGAACAAGACAUUUUCCUUUGGAGGAAAGACACAGGCUUCGGCUUCCGGAUCCUGGGUGGAAAUGAACCAGGAGAACCAAUCUACAUCGGCCACAUCGUGAAGUAUGGGGCGGCGGAUGAGGACGGCCGGCUGCGCUCUGGGGAUGAGCUGAUCUGUGUGGAUGGGACGGCGGUGGUGGGAAAGUCUCAUCAGCUGGUGGUGCAGCUCAUGCAGCAGGCGGCCAAACAGGGCCAUGUCAACCUGACCGUCCGUCGCAAGACCCCAUAUGGAGGGUAUAAGGGAGAGAUGGAUGUCCCGCCGUCCCCGGCCUCGUCUCAUCACAGCAGCACACAGGCGCCAUCUCUGACCGAGGAGAAGCGCACUCCGCAGGGCAGCCAGAACUCUCUGAACACAGUGAGCUCAGGCUCCGGCAGCACCAGUGGCAUCGGCAGUGGGGGUGGCGGUGGCAGCGGGAGCACUGUAGUGGCCCCGGCCCCGGCCACCCUGCUGCCCUACGACGUGGAGAUCCAGCGGGCAGAGAACGAGGGGUUCGGCUUCGUCAUCGUGUCGUCUGUGUCACGACCUGACGUGGCCACUACACUUGCUGGAAACUCCUGCGUGUCGAUGCCUCAUAAGAUCGGCCGGAUCAUCGAGUGCAGUCCAGCAGACCGCUGCGGGAAGCUGAAGGUGGGAGACCGGAUCCUGGCGGUCAACAGCUGCUCCAUCACCAACAAAUCACACUCCGACAUCGUCAACCUGAUCAAAGAGGCGGGAAACACCGUCACACUGCGCAUCAUUCCUGGAGACGAGACAUCCAACGCCUCGCUGCUGACCAACGCUGAGAAGAUUGCCACCAUCACCACCACACACACACAGAGCAGCACGGAGCCCAGGAAUAAUAAGCCCCGGGCAGGACAGUGUGUGUCCUACAGUCAGGACGCAGAGUUUUAUUCAGUGGAUCUGGAGCGGGAGAGUAAAGGCUUCGGCUUCAGUCUGAGAGGGGGGAAAGAGUACAACAUGGACCUGUAUGUGCUGCGUCUGGCGGAGGACGGCGCCGCGGGCAGAAACGGCAAGAUGAGGGUUGGAGAUGAAAUUCUGGAGAUCAAUGGAGAAAGCACAAAGAACAUGAAGCAUUCUCGCGCCAUCGAGCUGAUCAAGACGGGCGGCCGCUGGGCGAGGCUGGUGCUGAAGCGAGGAGACGGGUCCGUGCCGGAGUACGACGGCCCAAAUGACAGCUACCCUCCCUCACCCAGGCCACAAAAUAAUUCGGAAGUGAGGCCCUUGCUGGCCAGUGGCCCGUUUUAUCAUCCGUCUGAGUCCAGCUACACAUCUGAAUAUCACUCCCCACCCCAGCCCAAGCAGCGCCAGCUCCACCACAGAGACCCAGAGAAGGCCCCGGGCCCCGGCCUGUUCCCCAGCGCUCCACACCACCAGCCCUGGAACAACCAACCCAGCCCGUCACCAUCCCCGGACCACUCCAAGGUCAAGAAGUCAGAGUCGGAGAGCGGCAUCGCCAAGCUCUUCAAGACCUUGAGGAAGGAGGGUGGGUUCGGGAGGAAAACCUCCAACCAGGACCUGCAGAGGCGAGGCCGCAAAUCAUCCGUAGACCCCCAGAGCAGCUCGGGCUCUCAGGUGCGCAGCGGGUCCCUGGACCGCUCCUCCGGCCGGAAGCGCAACCCUUCCCCAGAGCGCCGCCGGGCCAAGUCUGUGGACCGUCGCACCAGCCGCUCCUACAAGGAGUCGUCGCCGGAUCGGGGCCCGCAGGAGCCGCUUGGUUGGACCUCCACCCCUCAGAGGAGCGUCCCAGCCCAGAGAGAGCCCAAGACCCCCGGCAGGAAUGGCUUCACCUCCAGCACCCUGGGCCGCACUCCUGACCGCGGGCUGAAGAACAGGAACGCUCUGCUGAACAGCUCUCCGAAGGCGCACCUCAGCGGCGGCGCAAACACACUCCUGCACAGGAAGUCGGACAGCAGCAGCGACGGCAGCUUCCUGGAGGAGGCAGCGACCCCACAGCUGAGGGAUUACUAUAACGCUCUGAGAGCCGUCAGCGCAGCGGGCCGAGGACAGAACUCUCCGGCAAAGAGACGCCUGUACAAGGAGAACCACGCAGACCUCAGCAUCUGACCUGACCAGCGCGGACUGUCCCUCAUCCCUCACACUGCUUCCACAUCCUGUGUCAAGAGCCAUGUUCUGUUUAAAGAUGCAGUUUCCGUUCCAGAAUGUUGCGUUCUCUUUGUGUCCUCUUGUUUUCUCCCAGUUCAGACCGACUGAACCAGAGCACAAGUGUUUGACUUUUAGUUCUUUGUACAUUUUAAUAGAUACGUGGGAACACCUGAACUCUGAUGCUACUGUUUAAUUAAGUAAUGUAUUUAAGCUGUUUAUUUAUUUUGACAAAUUGAAAUGUGACGUUUGAGAAAGCAUCUUCACUCUUAGUCUGUUGUAGAUAUCUGACUGUGGUUGUCUGAAACCUGCACUGGACUGAGGCACGAGCCGCCCACGAGCAAAAAAAACGCAAAGAUGACAACAGAAAGGUAUCCUGUGGCACAAUUUAUUUUAUUGUUGAUGUAGACUUUAUUUUUUACCAUAACCACCUGAAAUGAAACUAAAGGCACAUGUGCACAGUUGAGUAAAUUAGCUUAAAUCGAGUUAUUACAAAAUGUAUAUUUUCUGAACGAAUCAGGUGCUUUUAAAAGUGGCUUAAAGUGCAUUGAAGCUGUAUAUUUUAUCACUAUGUGCGAGCUCCAGUUGAGCUUCAGGAACACAGAAACACUGGAUAUAUGUCAAAUGAGAGAAACCCGUAUGCUUUUAGUCCCUGCAUAUUCCUUUGUGGCCCUUUUUAAUUCACAUUGGUUUUAAUCCGAGCUCUGUCCCUGACGCAGCAGCCACUUUUACCUCCAGAAGUAGAGUACCAAAGGCAGGAUAGGACCGAUCUGUGGAUUCUGGCCUGAAUGUACAGUUUCUGCACUGAAGCUUCAGGUUUGAUCUGAAAGACUCCAGGCGAGAUCUGCCAAGCUGAGCCACCCGUGUCCUCCAUCCGCAAUACGUGUUUGACCGGGAACACAAGAGUUUCGUGAUUGACCAGGAGCGGGAGCAGGGAAUUCCUCCAUCUGAACCGUACUGUAUCACAUGAACGUAUCAGCCACUGUCUUUUGUACAGGUUUUUAUUACUGUAUGUACUUUAAAGCUGUGUAGGUAAGGAAACUGUUGCCUUUCUCUGUACAAAUCCACCUGAAGAAGAUGUUUAUUCUGGAAGACGAUCGGUGCACAGGACCAUUUGCUUGAAUGACGGUUUUCCAGGAAUAUCUGUCGUGAUGAUCGCCUGCUUUUUUCCUACAGAUCUCGUAUACUGUCUGUGGUCUCUGCAAAGUUAUAUGGAUUUUAAAUGCUUUUUUCUGUCGAUAAAAGCUGUACAUGUAUAUGGUCUAAUGUUUUUUCUUUUUACAAAACUAUGCAUAUAAAUAUAUAAAUAUAUAUAUAUAUAUAUAUAUAAAUAUACAAAUUCUGCAUUGUCCAUAGCUUUAUUUGACUCAUGAAGUUUUAACAUUAGUCUAAGUAGAAGUGGACUCACACAGUAAAGUUUUUUUCUCUUCUUCUCGUUUGGAUGGAUCACGAUGUAUAUGUAGCUAUCAAAAAGAAGUCUGUGAAUGCUAUUUUUAUUAUCAAAUAAAGUUUUCCAUACAAAUUCA